UUUGGCCGGAUGUCCCGCCCUCUGGCUGUUCCCCGGCUGAGGCGGGGCGGCGGUAGCUAUGGCGGCUGUGACCGAUGUGCAGCGGCUACAGGCCCGUGUGGAGGAACUGGAGCGCUGGGUGUACGGGUCGGGCGGGCCGCGCGGCUCUCGGAAGGUGGCUGAUGGCCUAGUCAAGGUACAGGUGGCUUUGGGGAACAUUGCCAGCAAGAGGGAGAGGGUGAAGAUUCUGUACAAAAAGAUUGAAGACCUGAUCAAAUAUCUGGAUCCUGAGUACAUUGACCGCAUCUCCAUACCUGAUGCCUCUAAGCUGCAAUUCAUAUUAGCAGAGGAGCAGUUUAUCUUAUCCCAGAUUGCACUCCUGGAGCAGGUGGAGGCUUUGGUGCCCAUGCUGGACAGCGCUCACAUCAAAGCUGUUCCUGAGCAUGCUGCCCGCCUGCAGCGCUUGGCCCAGAUCCACAUCCAGCAGCAGGACCAGUGUGUGGAGAUCACUGAGGAGUCCAAGGCUCUCCUGGAGGAAUACAACAAGACUACAAUGCUUCUCUCCAAGCAAUUUGUGCAGUGGGAUGAGCUACUUUGCCAGCUAGAGGCCGCCAAGCAAGUGAAGCCAGCAGAGGAGUGAUGGCUGCUUCCCAUUCCUGGGUGGCCCAGGACAGCCAGGCUCCAGGGCCCUGUGCUAAACUGCCUUUGUAACAGGGCAGAGGCAGCUCUGUAUUUAUUGGAUUCGCAGCCAACUCUCUGCGUUCAGGUGGGGCUCUGAGGUCAGAGGUCUGGCUACUUGAGGUUUGCUAUUUGCACCCCCUCCCCACAUCAGUGUCCUAUUCCAGUGACAAUAAACUAUAGAAAUCA
Messenger RNA from Neomonachus schauinslandi (Hawaiian monk seal), 846 nucleotides. It is a transcript of the gene DCTN3, whose product is annotated as dynactin subunit 3. The record is from RefSeq and is a predicted model, not a curated record. Gene Ontology annotation, biological process: cytoskeleton-dependent cytokinesis. Gene Ontology annotation, cellular component: dynactin complex. The transcript has 7 exons. NCBI's taxonomy places the organism in Eukaryota, Metazoa, Chordata, Mammalia, Carnivora, Phocidae. Bases 59 to 619 code for a protein of 186 amino acids.